Setaria italica (foxtail millet) is the source of this 1974-nucleotide messenger RNA. RefSeq names its product PI-PLC X domain-containing protein At5g67130. Lineage: Eukaryota; Viridiplantae; Streptophyta; Magnoliopsida; Poales; Poaceae. Bases 481 to 1554 code for a protein of 357 amino acids. Gene Ontology annotation, molecular function: phosphoric diester hydrolase activity. The record is from RefSeq and is a predicted model, not a curated record. The transcript is spliced from 8 exons. Gene Ontology annotation, biological process: lipid metabolic process.
CGCUGAAAUCUGAACACGUUUCUUUUCCAAUCCAGUGCCUCUCCGUCAAUCAAUGCCUGCGUAGACUCAAAGGCUCUCGCGUAGUAGAGAUUUCAGAUUCAGCAGCAGUGCGUACGUUACCAGCGCGUAGAAAUCCAGCAGCAGCAGCAUUAGCGAGUUGGCAAAUCUGCACGGCUGUUCUUGCUCUCUGAAAUUAGCGAGUCUUUUAUUUCUGCAAUCAAAGCUGCAAAUCUGUACUCGAUCUACUGCCAGUCCUGUAUAUAAAUCGCGUGACGAAGCUAACCCGGCCUGCGCUGCCACCUACCUUCCCAACAAUCUCUGUCUUUCCUUUCUCUCUCCAGCCGACGACGAUUGAUUAGUCCGAAGAAGGACGGAGCCCCUGAGGAAGGAAUCCUGAACGGCAUUAUCCUUUUUUCUCGUCGCUGUUCUUCUCUCUCUCCAACUUUCAGGAGUGGAGCGGACCAGCAACAAGUCACCCACAUGGGCCGCGCCUUUACAGCGGCGACGCUCCUCCUCUUGCUCGGGGCCCUGGGAGCGGCAACUGCCAAUGUGGGCGACUCCUGCUCGACGAGCGCGGACUGCGGCGCCGGGCAGUGGUGCUUCGACUGCGAGCCCAAGCUCUCCGGCUCCCACUGCGUCCGCUCCGCCGCCACCAACCCCUUCCAGCUCAUUAACAAUUCAUUGCCAUUCAACAAGUAUGCCUAUCUCACGACGCACAAUUCAUAUGCGAUCGUUGGUGAGCCUUCACACACUGGGAUUCCACGCAUCACCUUCGACAACCAGGAGGAUACUGUCACUGACCAGUUAAAUAAUGGCGUUCGGGCACUUAUGCUAGACACAUAUGACUUCAAAGGAGAUGUAUGGCUAUGCCACUCAAGUGGAGGGAAAUGCAAUGAUUUCACUGCAUUUGAACCAGCAUUGGAUACCUUCCAGGAAAUUGAGGCAUUUCUUUCAGCCAAUCCAUCUGAAAUCGUCACAAUUAUCCUGGAAGACUAUGUUCAUGCACCGAAUGGACUGACAAACGUGUUCAACACCUCUGGCCUGCUGAAGUACUGGUUCCCAGUGUCGAAAAUGCCACAGAAUGGCCAGGACUGGCCUCUUGUCAGUGACAUGGUUGCAAGCAACCAGCGCCUCCUGGUGUUCACCUCCAUCAGCUCAAAGCAGAGUACCGAAGGAAUUGCUUACCAGUGGAACUUCAUGGUUGAGAACAAUUAUGGUGAUGAUGGGAUGGAUGCUGGGAAAUGCUCCAAUCGUGCUGAAUCUGCACCUCUUAGCGACAAGACUAAAUCGCUGGUCCUCAUGAACUACUUCCCAUCGGUCCCUAUAAAGUUUACUGCGUGUCUACAGCAUUCCCAAAGUCUUACUGACAUGGUGAAUACAUGUUAUGGAGCAGCAGGGAAUCGAUGGGCUAAUUUUAUCGCGGUUGAUUACUACAAGAGAAGUGAUGGAGGGGGCGUGUUCCAAUCCACAGACUUGCUCAAUGGUAGACUGUUGUGCGGGUGCCAGGACAUCAGGGCAUGCUUGCCAGGUUCUGGUGUAGUGUGCUCUGCAUGAACCCAUAAGGAAUAGGCAACUUUAUUAGAGUGGUACAUUCAUAUAGGAUAACAGAUAUGCAACAGUUACUUGGUUUGGGUGAUUACAAGGCUGCUUCCGCUUGGUCUUGCUGUGGUGCGUCCUCGUUGCGUGGUUGAAUGCUGGUUCGUCUCAACUCUGAACGACUGUUUUGCAGCGUGGGCAUGUGACGAGUGUAGUUUCAAGGGAAGAUAUCCAUAGAAAUUAGAUUACCUUAGAGUGAUACAACAAUACAACAGUGUAAACGAUAGGAAUCUGGAAGAAACAACACCAAGUUUCAUGUUCGUAAAUGGGAAUUUUCUUUUUCAAACUUCAUGUUUCGAACUUGAAAGGCGCUAUGGCUUCAUGGUUCAAAUUUGAAUCAUUUUUAAAUAUGCAUGAAAAUGUGAAACAUGCUUUAUA